Molecule: messenger RNA, 2181 nt
Organism: Cololabis saira (Pacific saury)
Lineage: Eukaryota; Metazoa; Chordata; Actinopteri; Beloniformes; Belonidae
Gene: tmem127
Product: transmembrane protein 127
Exons: 3
Coding region: 409-1122 (237 amino acids)
Biological process (GO): negative regulation of cell population proliferation; negative regulation of TOR signaling
Cellular component (GO): membrane
Source: RefSeq, a predicted model, not a curated record
AGUCUGUUUUAGAGGAAGCUCGCGGAAGCUGUCUCUUUUGUUUUGUUUUCUUCUUAGUUUUUCUGUGGAAACCUGGUCGCCUUUUUAGUUUGCAUAGUGCGCUAUACGGUUUUAUUUCUCAAAAAUUUUAUCUAUUUUAUUUAUCAAAACGUUAACUUUUAUCUUCCGACAUUUAGUCGUGUAUAGUGAGUUAGCUCCGUGGGCUCUAACAGCUAGCGGGCCUGGAGCUGUUCUUAGUCAGAACCUGCUUUUAUCAACAGCUGCUCUUGUUCCGCCUUACGGGCUGUUUUUGACAGAGCAGCUCUGGGAGCGUGUGAACUCUACGGUGAUCAGAUCAGGCUGAUUCCUCACACUGACUGGAGUCAGAGGGACAGCAGAACCUCCAGUUCGAUCAGCUGAUCGGUAAUCAUGUACGCCCCGCCGGGCCCCGCAGCCCCCGCCGGCAGGAGGAGGAGAGCCGGCUCCUCCACGCCCAAGCAGCCGGAGCGGAGUCUGGUGUCGGCGCUGCCCGGAGCUCUGUCCAUCACGGCGCUGUGCACGGCCCUGGCCGAGCCGGCCUGGCUGCGGGUCCACGGGGGGACCUGCCCCCGCCAGGAGCUGGGGGUGGCGGACGUGCUGGGAUAUAUCGAUCCCAAGCUGCUGGACGAUUACUGCAUGAACCCGCAGACCAUCCUGCUGCUGAGGGUAAUAGCUGCCUUCUGUUUCCUGGGGAUCCUGUGCAGUCUAACUGCUUUCCUGUUGGAUGUCUUUGGGCCCAAACACCCUGCCCUAAAGAUCACACGUAGAUACGCUUUUGCACAUAUACUUACAGUGUUGCAGUGUGCCACAGUCAUCGGGUUUUGCUACUGGGCCUCAGAGUUGAUCUUGUCUCUACAGCAGCAACACAAAAAGUAUCACGGUUCUCUCAUAUACGUCACAUUUGCCAUCAGUUUCUACCUGGUGGCAGGUGCAGGCGGAGCAUCUAUCCUCGCCACAGCCGCAAACCUGCUGCGCCACUAUCCCACCGAGGAGGAAGAGCAGGCCUUAGAGCUGCUCUCAGAAAUGGAGGACAGCAGCGAGACUUUCCCUGCUGACUAUGACAUUGCCAACCAGUUUCAGCCGCCACCUGCUUACACACCUUAAUGCCAAGAAUCUGGCAGACUGACCUUGUUUCCUUUUCAGCACAGCUAUUUGCUUGAUGUGCAAACCACACUCUUUAUCAAAUGGAUAUCUUUGCAAAUACUUUUGGCAGUGAACAGUGCACAUAGUUGGUGCACAGAUUCCUUGAAUGACAGGGCUUGGGUGCAUGAAAGCUUUCUUUAGUGGUGACAGAAAUUUAGGUGGUAAUUCUUACUUUCACCACAGAAGUGGUUAAUGAUUUGCAUGUAAAUGGCUUGCAGGAACUGGUCCUUACAUGUAAAGAAAACUGAACUGCAAGGAGUGCUGAACAGUGCUCAGCACAAACUGAUAAAGCAGCCACGGGCUAUUGACACUUUGUCAGCAGCUGCAGUGAUUGGACAUGGAUGGAGCUUUGCUAAGCAGCAUUGUGAUUUAAUCUGCUUGCCAUGUGUCUCUCUUUUCUUUUUUUCUUAUACAUCACAGAUGCUGAAUUACAUGCACACUAACACAAUUGUUUUAGUCAUUUUAUGUAAAACACCCCAAAAAAGUAUUUAUUGUAUGUGCUAUCUUUUUUUUUGUUUUUUGCAAGCACCUGUCACUGGCAUAAUAGUUUUCCAUCUCUGUACUUGAAAAAACAAAACAAAACAAAAAAAGAGUAAAAACUGUGAGAGAUCUUUGUGGUGUUCAUAGAAGGGAUGAUGGUAUGUAUUGUGUGAUGCAGAGAAAUAGCGAUUUUUGUGUGGGGGGGGGGGUCAAAAAUAUGUUUUGUCAUCUUAAUUGUAUUUUUUAAAGAUUCAUUUGUAAUUUGUGAUUACCAUAUGUGACAACUUCAUUGUGUGUUUCCAAUUCAUGAGUUCUUUAGGGUCCAGAUUUUAAAGUUUCAGCCAGAAUCUUAUGUAAACAUCUCGUGUAAGGUUUCAGCUGAUGCUUGAAUUUGUGACCGGUGUGGUGAAUCUGGUCUGUUUUACAUUGUUCUGUUGAUGCCAUUUUCUGAGUUUUGUUCCUCACUUCUAUCACAAGUAUGUAAAUAUUGAUUGCUUAUACAUAAAGUGGUCAUAAUAAAGUAAGUGUCAUAUUUUAGCA